Molecule: messenger RNA, 4649 nt
Organism: [Torrubiella] hemipterigena
Lineage: Eukaryota; Fungi; Ascomycota; Sordariomycetes; Hypocreales; Clavicipitaceae
Source: the annotation of a GenBank genome assembly
CAGGCUAGUCCAAAGCAUCGCACGACCUGCGCCAUGCUCACCUGUCAGUUGAACAUGACAUAUUACCCACCCGAGCCAAGUAAUGCGAAGUGCAGAGAAAGAAGCGAGACACGGUGCCAGAUCGAAAGGAGACGAGCCUCAGAAAAAGCAAUUUACAGCGGCUGCUGCUAGUGCUACAGGGAUCGUGGGCAAUAGAAAACGGAAAGGUCUGAUUCCGGAAAUCUGGUUCUCCUCGCUGUGAUUACUUUCGAUGUCUACUGCUUACAGUUGGUACUGCUUUGCUGCCCACUCACCCCCCGUUCCAGAGCGCAACGCCCAUUGUCAGAUCGGAGCAAGGCUCCACACGGCAGCCCAGCAGCGCUGAGCCUCUGCCGUGCGCUGGCCCACGCCCCUCCGAAAAACCAAAAAAACUGCGCUAGCUUUGCACUUCACAGCUGAGCUUCCAGCAUGGGUUGGGCCCGUUGCGUGGGGUCCUUUAGUGGUUGGCUUGGGUGCAUGACGCGAGAUGAAUCCGGCUUCACCACCACCGGGUCUUUUAGGUGUCUUGUCCGUAGUGAGCACAGCACGUUUCUGCUUAAGAAAUUUAAUCACACACCGGUCUUUUGUGUCUUUUGCUAGUGUGUUGUUUUGCGCUUGCUUUGCAUAUCCUCGUUUUAUUUGCUUUCCUUUUCCGGGUGCUUCCCUUUUCUUCAUAUACGUCCAGCUGCCGCACCACCACCACUGCCAUCCCCUCUUGUGUUUUUGGCUUUGACUUCCCCGUACAGUACCCAGCACCUGCCACGCCGUUACAGCGCCUUACAGCUACAGCUGCCGCUAUAGUCACCACUGCAAGUACCACCAAACAGCGCGCGUACAUCCACUCCGCCGUAUUCCUUCCGCCGCUAUCGUCCUCGGUUUCCUCGCUCCUUCAGCCAGUCACACCAGCCAAAUCAACAUCCUAGCGCAAAAAUCGCCUUACACACGUCGCCCUCUCGCUCCUCCAUCCAUCAUCAGUCCACGGCUGGCGCCAUCGGCCCAUUCAGCCUCGACUGACUCUUGUUUCAUUGUCAACUUACUCAUUUUUUUGGGGGGGAGCGGCGAUACACACGAGUGUUAAACGAAGCAUUUUACGGAGCCCAUCGCGAAUAAUACUAUUAAUUUUCUUGGUACUUUGCUUGCUUGCCCGAUUCGCCCAACAUUGCAGCAAACAUUAGUUUUUUUCUUUCACUACCUGCUUGCAGCAAGAGAAUCUGCAACAGAGAAAGCGACCUUAUAGGAAAAGCCACGAUAUCCUAUAUGCAACAAAUCUUAGAUCAUCGCUGUGAACAAAGAACAUCCCGACACAUUCACCUCUGCCCUACGGCAACCUUACACAGCCCAGCCCAAGCCCACGACAACGCCAUUCGCAUUAUCCGGCUCUCGUCCCUCGGCUGAACAAAUUCCAUCCCAUCCCACUUGACGCUCGCUCUACGUCGCGUGAGAAAGGCCGCCGCGCCCCCGCGGAUUAUGUCCAUUUUUAGACGCUUUUAAGGCCCGACUACUACACCACUGCGAUCCACAGCCAACCAACCAUACCCAUACGCCGCCGGCCCAGACUAACAUACAAGGGCACCAGCACCAAAAAAAAGAAGGCUGAACCCGAACCCGGGUGUUUGAAUCGCGACAUUGGCUGGCACACCCUACGCAUCUCGAUACGCACCAAUGGCUGACCGCCGUCCAAGCACCGACGGCCACGCAUGGGCCCCGGCCAAGUACUUCAAUACUCAGCAUCCCGCCGUCGCCAUUGUCCAUACGGCUUUUGCGCUGCUUGGCUUCCUCGUCUUUCUUCAAUACACACUCAUCAGCACCCGCGGCGUACUCAAAUAUCUCUCGAGCCGCUACUGCUCCAUUCAUAACCAUCGUCGUCGCCGCGCUUCACCGCUCUCAUCGUGGUCGUUGGAUGCCUCUGGCUGCCAGGUUGACGAAAAGGCUCCCUCUCUCUCUUCUUCUUCUCCCAUCUCCUUUCGCUCUUACACAGCAUUCACAAUGCACAGCCAACUCGGCCUUCAAGGCCCUGGUUCUACUUCCUCAUCACCGGCUACCAAGUCGACCGAGUCGCUGCGAAGCAGCAAGCAGCAGCACCAACAACAGCAGCCUGCCCUCUCGCUCCAGACAGACAGCGACAUCAUCCAACGGCACUUCAUCACACGCCUUCCCCCGGCGCCGCCUCUGACGCCUCCGGAGCUGAGCUCGACCAUCUUCACCAGUGAAGACCGCCGCCAGAACCUCGAGAGCUUCAUGCACCAGCCCAAUCCCGACUACAUGGCCGAGACGGCCGAGUCCGAUUCCCUGGUGAUGUCGCAGCCCACGCGCCGCUCUUACACAAAAACGCUGCCCAUCAGCAUCCCUACGCCGCAGACAUCGACCAUGUCCACGGCCCCCGACGCCGAGCAGCUCUUCAUCAGCAACGAGGGCGCCGCCGCCACGGCCUUCUCGCCCAGCUCGUAUCCGCCCAGGAGCCCCGUCUUGCCACCAGCUCCCCCCGGCGCUGCGCCUAGCACUCCUGGUCAUGAUGCCUCACCUCGCCGAAACAUCGACAUCAAGGGCGAGAUUAUUUCCGCCGUCGACGGCCAAGGAGCAGGGUGGACUCGCCAUACGCGGGUCUAUGGUGGCGGAGUAUGCUUAGCCUGUCAGUCGUCGGGCGCACAGCACGGCCACGGCGGAUUCUACGGCGCCAAUGUGCGACCAGAGGAGAUGCGCCGCUGAAAAAAAAAAGAAACCUUGGUUCUGUUUCCACUUUGCCACUGUCCACCAGGACUGUUCUACAGUAUCGGCUGCCUAGCUCGAUUGCCCGACGACGCCGUAUACUACACCAAGGCUGAAUGAAUGAACGCACGUUCCAUGUCAGACGCAGCAAUGAAACGACAUGGACAAAACACCCCCCCUGAUGAAUCGACAUAUUUUUCGUCAAAUACGUUGUUUUCUUUUCAAAAUUUCUCGCAUUUUGUCGCAUUUUUGUUGUGUCUUUCAGCGGUUUCCGGGCUGGUGAGCCAGGUUCUCUUUUUUUUUUGGGUUUCCCCAGCGUACAUCUUACACGGCUUUCCAUUCUUGGAAAUGGGCGUGUCGUCUUUUCCCUUCUAGACUGUUUGAUAGCCGGUCACAUUGCCCACCUUGGGCCAUGAAAAUCUGUAAAUAGAAUUGGGCUGCUUUUAUUGGCUUGGUCGGAUUUACCCGUUUGGAACACUAUUUUCUCGGUCUUUGUUUUUUCCCUUUCCUUCUCACGACUAAUGACGACUUAUGGGCAGCAGCAGCCUCAUUCUGUGCUGGCAUACCAUGUUUUUUUUUGUUGCAAGAGCACAAAAGGAAAUGACGGGAGGCAAUGCGUGUGUUUUUUUUCUCUCUCAUGAUCUUUAGUCUAAUACGCGGUAUCCUUUAGAAAAAACAGGAAAGAUCUUCCCUUUACUUUUGACCCCCUCUAUGUGUGUAUGUUUCUCGUUCAACAUCAGUCAGUUUACGAACAGUAGGGGAAAAAAAAGCCGACGCUCGGGAGUAUUCGCCUCGUUUACGACGAGACAACAAAAGCCACACAGAGUUUGGUCGUCUUACUCAACUGCCGAGGGAGAAAUUGACAACGGCUCUUUUGGAAAUCAUUCAUCAUCAGGCUCUGGAGCGGCUGCAACCCUGAAACGCCAAACAGCAGCAGCACACCCCAGUUGACUUCAGCCGCCCUACGAGCAGCGAAUUACAUGGAAAGAAGUAUGUUGCACAAAAUCGCCCGAAAAAAAAAAGGGCUGGCUGGCUGGCUGGCUGGCUGGCCACUGUUGUUGCUGCCGUCGGAUGGGACCAAUAGCAAACCACGCGGACCAGACUUCAUUUUCCUGAAAAACACGUUCGCGAGAACUUUCAGAAGAAAGAGGAGGCAUCUGACGUAAGUUCCCGAGAGGCAAAACGUCCGACUCCUUCUUUUCAGCCCUGUGAGGCUGGCUGGCUCAAGAUGACGCCGCCCUCCAGGUGGGUUUCUCAAGUCGUCAUCGCCCGAGCCGGCCCUACGUCUGUUUUGGAAUAGGCUCGCCGAACGAAAAUCGAAAGCUAGUAAGCUUUUUUGCUGCCAGCCACCCGAUGAGGGCAGGCAGCUGUCUCGCAAGUAGGGCCGAGCCUGGCGUUUCAUCUUUUACCUUUGUCCGUAGGUGGUUGGUGCUGAUGCUGCCGCAGCGUUCGGCUGCGGUCCCAAAGUGGAAGUGUUUUUUAGUACUUGCUCUCGGGGGGGUUCCUCGGCCCAUAGUUAGUGCUCGGAUGGCUCGGGGCUAUCAGGAGCCCGAUUAGAAGGCUCGCCGAAGAAGCUGGAUAAUUGGGCAUAUAUCUCCUGCUUGGCAUGUUGCAUGAUGUUGGGGGGAGGGACCACGUCACGACGCGGCCAGGCUUUCUGGAGCGUGUGUGAUGAAGCGACUAAACGAAUGGGGGUUAGUUGGCUGGGGCCUUGCUUAGCCUUGCUUUUGAUUUGUAUGUCGUAGUGGUAGCCGUACCCGCGAAUGUGUGGUUUUCUCUAGAUAAACGUCGGCAGCUUGUUAGUCAACAUUAACCAUUGGAGGGUAGCUAGAACAAUGUAGAGUGCGACGCCACAGCACAUCAAACGGCGAGGCAUGCAACACUGGGUGAGCCAUACUGACCUCAGUUACAGAAUUACGUACUCA